UACGAUUCGAGCAACAUGGCGAACGUUAUAAACUCGAUGUACCACGACGCGUUGUCCUCGCUCCCCUGCACCACGCCGUUCUUGGGCGGGCCUCAGCUCACCGACGUUUGCUCGGCCAGCAACGGGGAACUGUUCCUCGCCCUUCUCAACCUCUUCGUCGCCACCAAUCCGAGGAUCGGCGAGCCCUGCCAACGCGUCCACUCCCCUAGAAUACCGGACAUUAGCUACGAUUUCAUCGUGGUUGGCGGUGGAGCUGCGGGGGCGGUGGUGGCUGGAAGACUGAGCGAAGUUGCAAAUUGGAAGGUUCUGCUUCUGGAGGCGGGGCCGGACGAGCCGGCCGGGGCCGAGAUACCUAGCAAUCUUCAGCUUUAUCUCGGCGGCGAACUGGAUUGGAAAUACUACACGAGCAACGAGUCGCACGCCUGCAUGAGCACCGGUGGAAGUUGCUACUGGCCCCGGGGCAAGAAUCUCGGGGGGACGACUCUUCACCACGGCAUGGCGUAUCACCGAGGCCAUCGAAAAGACUACGACAAAUGGGUGCAGCAGGGCGCCCUCGGCUGGAGCUGGGACGAGGUGAUGCCGUAUUACCUGAAAUCGGAGAACAACACCGAGCUGGACAGGGUCGGGACCAAGUACCAUCGAAAUGGAGGAGUCAUGAACGUGGAAAGAUUCCCGUACCAGCCCCCGUUCGCCUGGGAGAUCCUGAACGCGGCCAAGGAGGCGGGUUUCGGCGUGUCCGAGGACCUGUCCGGGGACCAGAUCAACGGCUUCACGGUGGCCCAGACGAUCAGCAAGAACGGCGUUCGAGUGAGCAGCGCGAGGGCGUUCAUCACCCCGUUCGAGCACAGGAAGAAUCUCCACGUGAUCGUGAACGCGACCGUGACCAAAGUGAGAACGUUGGGGAGGAGAGUGACCGGCGUGGACGCGUUGAUCAACGGAAGGAGGAGGAUCAUAUUGGCGAAACGGGAAGUGAUCCUGUCCGCAGGCACGGUGAACACGCCCCAACUGCUCAUGCUGUCCGGGAUAGGGCCCAGGCAGCACCUCAAGUCGAUGAAGAUCGACGUGGUGGCCGAUCUGCCGGGCGUCGGGGAGAAUCUGCACAACCACCAGUCGUUCGGCAUGGACUUCUCGUUGGACGAGGAGUUUUACCCGAUGUUCAACCAGACAAACGUGGACCAAUACCUGUACAAUCAAACGGGCCCCCUCUCGAGCACCGGCCUCGCCCAGGUGACCGGCGUGUGGUACUCCAACUUGACCACCCCAGACGACCCGGACAUCCAGAUAUUCUUCGCCGGUUACCAGGCAAUUUGCACGCCCGCAGGCAGGAUCGCCGACUUGUCCGUGAAGAACAACAAACAGGCGGUGAGGAUAUCCGCGUUGAAUCUGCAGCCGACGAGCAAAGGUCGGAUCACGUUGAGAAGCAAGAAUCCGCUCGACCCGCCGAUAAUCUGGAGCAACGAUUUGGCGACGGAGCACGAUCGGAGCGUGAUGAUUCAGGCGAUCCGCGUUGUCCAGAGAUUGGUGAACACGACCACGAUGAGGAAUCUCGGUGUGGAAUUGCAAGAGAUAGAUCUGCCUGCUUGCGACAAGUUGGAGAAGGAUAGCGACGAUUACUGGAACUGCGUGAUACAGUACAACACGAGGGCCGAAAAUCACCAGACAGGCACCGCGAGGAUGGGCUACGAUCGCAUGGCUGUGGUCUCACCUCGGCUGAAGGUGCACGGUGUCAGGGGACUGAGAGUCGCAGACGCCUCCGUCCAGCCUCAGGUGAUCUCGGGCAAUCCCGUUGCCUCGGUCAACAUGGUCGGCGAGAGAGCGGCCGACUUCAUCAAGGAAGAUUGGGGAGAAGAUAUGUAUAUGUAGAUCGACGACCUGUGUGCUUUCCACGUGUGCUUAUAUAUAUAUAUAUAUAUAAAACUACUUAUUCCGAAGCGUA
Molecule: messenger RNA, 1936 nt
Organism: Apis florea (little honeybee)
Lineage: Eukaryota; Metazoa; Arthropoda; Insecta; Hymenoptera; Apidae
Product: glucose dehydrogenase [FAD, quinone]
Molecular function (GO): flavin adenine dinucleotide binding; oxidoreductase activity, acting on CH-OH group of donors
Source: RefSeq, a predicted model, not a curated record